Molecule: messenger RNA, 1554 nt
Organism: Drosophila grimshawi
Lineage: Eukaryota; Metazoa; Arthropoda; Insecta; Diptera; Drosophilidae
Gene: DhpD
Product: guanine deaminase
Exons: 5
Coding region: 72-1424 (450 amino acids)
Biological process (GO): guanine catabolic process
Cellular component (GO): cytosol
Molecular function (GO): zinc ion binding; guanine deaminase activity
Source: RefSeq, a predicted model, not a curated record
AAUACCUGUUGAGCAGGAAUCCCAUUUCUUUUUGGGUCGUCGUCAAACAAGGAGCACAUUUAUUAGUCGAGAUGCUUACAGUAUAUCGUGGAACCAUUGUGCACACCAAAUCUUUCAAUGAAUUUGAAUCACUUAAGCAAGGCUUUGUUGCUGUCGAAAAUGGAAAGAUAAUUGGCGUUGGCGAUGACUACGAGGAUUGGUUGUCCACCACGAAAAUCGACCGCACAACGUUGUCUGAGGUGCUGCUCACGGAGUUUCAGUUUCUCUCUCCCGGAUUUUGUGAUGGUCACAUUCAUGCACCACAAUACGCCCAAAUUGGCCUGGGAUUGAGUGUGCCGCUUCUCGACUGGCUCAAUAAGUAUACCUUUCCAACUGAAGCUAAAUAUGUUGAUCAAGAAUUUGCCUUGGGAAUCUAUAAGAGUGUUGUCGAAGCGACACUGCGUUGCGGCACCACUUUGGCCUCUUAUUUCGCUACCAACAACUUAGAGUCCACACUGAUCUUAGCUCGGGAAGCGGCACGUCAAGGUCAGCGUGCACUGAUUGGCAAGGUCUGCUCCAAUUGCAACAGUCCCGAUUUCUAUGUGGAAACAACUGACGAAUCGGUGAAGGGAACGCAGUCGUUCGUGAAAGCAAUCCGUGAGCUGAAUAACCCUCUGGUCCUGCCAACAAUAACGCCACGUUUUGCGCUUAGCUGCAGCAAGGAGCUACUACGGGAAUUGGGUAAUAUUGCUAAGAGCAAUGAUGUCCAUGUGCAGAGCCACAUUAGCGAAAAUCUUCAGGAGAUUAAGGUGGUGAAGGACAUAUUUAAAACUAGCUAUGCCGGAGCCUAUGACGAGGCCGGUUUGUUGACCAAAAAGACUGUCAUGGCGCAUGGUGUGCAUCUGGAGGAUGAUGAGAUUGCUCUGCUCAGGGAGCGUGGCACAUCCAUUAUACAUUGUCCAGCUUCCAACACAAAUUUGAAUUCGGGUCUAUGCGAUGUGCAACGCCUAAUCAAUGCAGGAAUAAGUGUUGGCUUGGGAACUGAUGUUUCUGGUGGCAAUUCCGUAUCGAUACUGCAUGCCUUGAAUCGCGCUUUAGACGUGUCCAAGCAUUUAGACUUUUUCAAUAAGCAGGAUAUUUUCGGUACGGGCCCAGCGAAAACUCCAAAUAGAGACUACCAGCAGUUGUCGUACAAGCAGGCAUUUUAUUUGGCCACCUUGGGUGGUGCUAAAGCAUUGUCUUUGGACCACAUCACUGGUAACUUUGCUGUCGGCAAGGAGUUUGAUGCACUUCUGGUGGACGUUAGCAUUCUGGAGAAACCACAUCGUACACUAACUGUUGACGAGCUGGUGGAGAAAUUCAUAUUUACGGGUGACGAUCGCAAUAUUACCGCCGUAUUUGUGGCUGGCAAGUGUGUCAAAGGAUCAAAAUGGGAAACCAAUUAAGAAAACAUUUGUUUGCUAACAGUACCAUUUCGCAUAGAAAUGCAUAGAGAAUUUAUUACAUAUAUUUUUCAGUGUAUGUCUGGAUCGAUUUUAAAUGCUGAAAAUUAAACAAUUUUGGGGUAACAGUAAA